Crotalus tigris (Tiger rattlesnake) is the source of this 653-nucleotide messenger RNA. Its product is annotated as alveolar macrophage chemotactic factor-like. Gene Ontology annotation, cellular component: extracellular region. Gene Ontology annotation, biological process: neutrophil chemotaxis; antimicrobial humoral immune response mediated by antimicrobial peptide; inflammatory response. The record is from RefSeq and is a predicted model, not a curated record. Gene Ontology annotation, molecular function: CXCR chemokine receptor binding; chemokine activity. NCBI's taxonomy places the organism in Eukaryota, Metazoa, Chordata, Lepidosauria, Squamata, Viperidae. Bases 92 to 391 code for a protein of 99 amino acids. The transcript has 4 exons.
GAUCUAGGAAAUAAAUUGAAGGUGGCCGGGCAUCAUAACUCCAUCUGGCUGAGCUUUCAGACUGCAGCGAAAGUCUUCUUCCACAGCCAGAAUGAGUAACCGUGUCUUCCUCAUGCUUUCUGUUUUGCUGAUUGCCUGCCACAUCACUGGUGCAACUAUCUUCGACCCGCUGAAUUUAAGCUGCAAGUGUGCCAGAGUAACGAGCAACUUCAUUCGCCCCGCCAAAUAUGCAAGAGUCGAGAUCAUUCCAGCUGGGAUUGCCUGCAAAAAAAUGGAAAUCAUAAUCACACUAAAGAACAAGCACAAAGUCUGCCUUGAUCCCAAAGCCAGAUGGGUGAACAAUUUAUUGAAGAUGAUGGAAAAUGCGAAUGGAGUACAACUUUCCCCUUGAAAUGAAGUUGGAAGGGUCCUGGAAGAGGCGAGGCCGGCGUGCCCCGUAGAUCCCCAAAUGUGAAGCUUCUUGCUUUCUGCUUUGUGAUGGCAAUUGUGUUUAAUUCUUCCUGAAAUGAUUGUUUAAGAGUGUUUGGACUUUUUGGAAAUCCAGAACCAAUGUGAAGAUGGAAGCUGAAUCCUGGACAGGAGUGAUGUAUGAGAAUUACGAAGUUUGUAUUUCUGUGCGAGUAGAUAAAUAAUAAUAAAAAAGACAAGCUAAA